This is a messenger RNA of Hipposideros armiger (great roundleaf bat), 1241 nucleotides long. RefSeq names its product coiled-coil domain containing 166 (gene CCDC166). The transcript is spliced from 2 exons. Bases 1 to 1140 code for a protein of 379 amino acids. The record is from RefSeq and is a predicted model, not a curated record. Lineage: Eukaryota; Metazoa; Chordata; Mammalia; Chiroptera; Hipposideridae.
AUGGCGCCCAGGAAGCGAGGCCAGAGCGCGGGACGCCACCCAGGGGCAGAGGGCGCCGAGCCGCCGCUGUCGGAGCGCGCGCAGUACCUGCAGCGCGAGUACAAGCUGCUGUCGGAACAGCUGAACGCCUGCGAGGAGCGCGUGGAUCAGGUGCUGCAGGAAAACGCCUUCCUGGACUGCGAGGCGCUGCGCCUGCGCGAGGAAAACCGGCUCUACGCCAGUUAUGUGAGCGCGCGUGCGCAGCGCUGCGCCCAUGCCAUCAUACGGCUGGACGAGCAGAACCGGGUGGACCUGGCACAGGUCCACUGGCAGCGGACGGAGUUAGCUUCUCUCUAUCACGGGCGCGAGGACGGGGUGCGCGCGCAGCUGCUGGAGAUGGAGGCGCGCGCGGCGCAGAUGGCACAGCAGGUGCAGGAGCUGCAGCCCUAUAAGGAACUGCAGCUGGAGCAGCUGGCCCGGAUCCGGACACUGGAGCGCGAGCUUCUGCACAUGCGCGUGGAGCACACGCAGCUGCUCCACCGCGUGAAGCGGCGCUUCCUGGAGGACAAGGCGGCCUUCGAGCGCGAGGCGCGCCAGCGCGUGCUGUCCUUGGCGCGGCGCGCGGAACGGGAGGCGGCGCGCGCGCUCAUCGCGCAUACGUAUGCCAUCAAGGCGGACAAUGGGCGCCUGCGGCAGGAGCUGCUGCGGCUGCUCAGCCGGGCCCAGCUGCUGCGUAACACGCGGCGCCAGCUGCUAGAGCAGCGUGAGCAGCUGCGGCGCGAGCACGAGAACACGCGGGACUUGGCGCGUGUGCAUGGUUGGCUGCGCCGGGGCGCCGGGGGCCCGGCGCUGUGGCAACCGCCGCCUCCCGCCUCGCGACCGGGGUCUUUCACCUCCUCCAAAAGCCCGUCGCGCACAGCCUCCAAGAACCGGUCUCAGGUCUCUUCGCGUGCGGUCUCCAGGGUCCCGUCCUUGACCCCGUCCUGCCCUGGCUCCCGGGUCCCGUCCUUGACCCCGUCCCAUCCUGCUUCCGGGUCUCUUCGCGGACCUCACUGCGUGUGGCCUCAGAGAACAUCACUCCCUCUGCUAAGUCUGCCCCCGGAUCAGGCUCUUCCCGUCCACCAGUUGAAGGAGACCGUGAACACUGAUGCUGCAGCUUGAACCUACCGGGAGGAAGGCCAGUGAGGCCAGGGGUGGGGGACACCGGUGCGCAGGACGCAUAGUUGGUGAAUGCCAAUUGUUAAUAAAGGUGUGACCUCCCA